Messenger RNA from Wyeomyia smithii (pitcher-plant mosquito), 2366 nucleotides. RefSeq names its product protein slowmo (gene slmo). The transcript has 4 exons. Bases 229 to 873 code for a protein of 214 amino acids. Gene Ontology annotation, molecular function: phosphatidic acid transfer activity. Gene Ontology annotation, biological process: phospholipid transport. The record is from RefSeq and is a predicted model, not a curated record. Gene Ontology annotation, cellular component: mitochondrial intermembrane space. NCBI's taxonomy places the organism in Eukaryota, Metazoa, Arthropoda, Insecta, Diptera, Culicidae.
CCCGCUCACUUUUUCACCGAUGCUGUAACGAGACGGUCGCGGUUUUUGUGUUCCGAUUUUUCGUCGCGAAAGUUUUUCUUUCUGCUCCAAUCUCGGACUGUUCAUUAGUGGUGACCGAUUGGAAAAACGGUUCCGCGAGUGUGUGUUUUCCUCCGACGCCUAAAUCGGAGAUAUUUCCAGUUCAACUCGCAUCGGAUUCAAGUUGCGGACGUGAAAGAACACUUCACGAUGAAAAUCUGGACCUCCGAGCAUGUAUUUAACCACCCAUGGGAAACUGUGGCGCAGGCAGCUUGGCGCAAAUACCCCAACCCAAUCAACACAGCAGUUAUCGGAACCGACGUGGUCGAACGUCGGGUUGUGGAUGGCAUCCUGCACACCCACCGGUUAGUCAGCACCAAAUGGUACUUCCCGCACUGGGCUCAAAAGCUUAUUGGUUCUCCCAAUGUAUGCUAUGCCAGUGAAAAAUCCACCGUCGAUCCGGGGAAACGACAAAUGACACUGAAGACGAUCAAUCUCACCUUCGGCAGUUUUCUUUCGGUGUACGAAACGCUCAGUUACGUUCCACAUCCGACAGAUCCGGGCAAAACGCUGCUCCGACAGGAGGCCACCGUGCAGGUCGAGGGCGUUCCGCUGAACCGGUACAUGGAGGAUGUACUGACGAAAAAUAUCAGUACCAACGCAGGCAAGGGCCGACAGGGUCUCGAAUGGGUGAUAGGAAAAUUAAACUCAGAGGUGAAAGAAUUUGCCACCUCGGCAGCUACCAGUACGAACGAGAUCCUCACCCAAACGAAGAAAUCGCUGGACGACAUCACCGACCAGGCACGGAAGAGUAUGGAUGAGCUUAGUGCGACAGCGCAGAAGAUUCACAUAUAGUAACAAGCGCUGCACGACUUCGCCCACUACUGCUAGCACUGCUGGGACAGCCGCUGCAUCGCCGCUGUCCUCCCCAUCUCCAUCAGCAGCAACGGCGACUACGGCGGCUGGCUCCGCUAAAAGCAGUUCCGCCGGUGGAGGAAACUCGCCCUACCACUCGGCUGCUUCCCGAUCGACCGAUACUAGUAUCAACAGUAACACCAGUUCACGAUCUAAAGCUACCACAGUUAAGCAAUUCAUCUCGGCGACGUCUACUGACAACAGCACAGCAACGCCAUCCUCAACAUCGUCAUCAUCAUCACCAUCAACUACUAGAGCCAGUACAAUCCCGCCAACCGCUCCGACGUCCUGAUUGUAAGCUAAUUCAAUAAUGAUUAGUUCAUUUUCCUUUGCAAAUCCUCGCGUUAUGUGAUUUUGUCAAAUUUCGGUCCUCCAACUUUCCCUUUCAACUUUCGAUCCUCAAGUGCCGGUAGCAGUUGUUUUGCUUUCCAACACGCCACCCACCAACACUCCCCAAGCAACCCUAGCAUUGUGUUCCUAUUUAUUACACUACGAUUUAAUAAUUUAAAAUCUAUUGUACAAACGAUUAUAAUAAUACAAUUGCUUUAAACUUUAUCUCUCACUGCAGCUUCAAGCUUUGAUGAAGUUGUUUCCACCCCCCUCUUUCAGACACAGUCCUUGUAAUCUUUAGCUGAUAUAGAAUAACGAAAGCCCGCGAAUUGUCUCUCAGUGACGAAUGUAGCAGAAUGAUUAUAUAUUGAUUUAAGUAGGAUAUCCGUAAUUGCAAAGAAAUCAGUUAAAAGCUUCUCCCCCCCGCAAAACAAAACAAAGAAAAGUGAUACCAAUUUUAGUGACUAAAGAGUGCUAGGGGUAUUUAAACGCAGUGAUAAUCUAAUAAAUUGUGUAAAUAGGCCUCUACUAAUUUAACGGUCGAACUAAGUUGACGUGACAAUGUAGCAUUAAAAAUAACACGCUGUUAGUAUUAUGGUGAAAAAUUUGAAGUAAAGAAAAAACAGGUUUCUUUCCAGUUUAUAUGCUGUUCUGGUAUCUGGUCAAUCCGCAUAAACAAAUAGCGCAAAAUAUCUUUCGAAUGAAAAACGUAAAUAUCUAGUAUGACACAUUCCUGUCGGUGAGGAACUUGCACCAUCAUCAUGCGACGAGGACGAAUUACUGUAGUGAAAGAGGUAUUGUUUUUUUUCGGUUCGGUUUGGUUCAAUUACCGCUAUUUAGGACUUUUUGGAUAUUCAUACGUACUUUUGGCAGGUGAGAAAGGAAUGAAUGCGUGAGGUGAACCAAUAUGAUUGAAUAACGGAUUAGCAACUUUGCAGUAGAGUAUUGAUACCUAUCAUCACCAUUAUAAAUACAUGAUACAAAAUAACUAUUGCAUAGACAUUUUUCAAAUCGGUUACAUAUGAAUUGUUGUCAACGUUUCAGAAGAUGAGAGUUUAAUUAAAUGCAGCCGUGAUAGCUAAAGUUUCAGAUAUACAGAGAAA